Gordionus sp. m RMFG-2023 is the source of this 1025-nucleotide messenger RNA. RefSeq names its product pyridoxine/pyridoxamine 5'-phosphate oxidase-like. Gene Ontology annotation, biological process: pyridoxine biosynthetic process. Bases 163 to 945 code for a protein of 260 amino acids. The transcript is spliced from 5 exons. Lineage: Eukaryota; Metazoa; Nematomorpha; Gordioida; Chordodea; Parachordodidae. The record is from RefSeq and is a predicted model, not a curated record. Gene Ontology annotation, molecular function: pyridoxamine phosphate oxidase activity; FMN binding.
ACGCACAAUUUGUACGCACUAUUAGACAUUUAUUAAGCCGAAGCCUGGGCUCGUAAAGAGUUGUAGAACCUUUAAGAAAAAUAAGCACCUUCCAGCACCCCUUUGUAAAGUAAACAUCAAUUAAUCCAAAUUUCACGAUGCUAAUGUUGACAUUCAUCAAAAAUGACAAAUAAAACUUACAUGAUUCGGAGGAUUAUAUGUUCAGAUUUUUUUUUAAUUAAAAAUGGAUAUUCGCAAAUUGACUAUAAUGAUGCAGAUCAUGCUUUAUACGAAAGAAAAUGUGACAUACGAUUUAAUAACCCUAUCAAAUCAUUUAAUGAGUGGUUUGGAGAUGCCCAAAAAUCAAUUAUAGAACCAAAUUCAAUGUGUCUUUCCACAUGUACAAAAGAUGGUAGAUCAUCUUCCAGAUUUGUGUUACUUAAAGGUAUUGAUCAAGAGACUGGUUUAAAAUUUUUUACAAAUUAUGAAAGCUGGAAAGGAAAACAAUUAGCAGAAAAUAACCAAGCUAGUGCAGUGUUUUACUGGCAGCCUCUCCACCGUUCAGUUAGGUUUGAAGGGAGAUGUAUUAAAUUGGAUGCAGCGCAAAAUGCUGAAUAUUUUUUGGAGCGUUGCAAAGGCAGCCAAAUAUCAGCCAUAAUAAGCAAACAGAGCCAACCUGUCAAGGAUAGGGACACAAUGGAAAAUUUAUGUUCUCAAUACGAAAAAGAGAUAUCUGCAAGUAACAAGCUGCUUGAGUGCCCUAGCUAUUGGGGUGGGUAUGCUCUACAACCUGAUAGGAUAGAGUUUUGGCAAGGGCAAACCAACCGUCUCCAUGACAGAUUUUUGUUCCUCAAAGUCAAUAAUGAAAUGGGAAUUAGUCGAGAAUUUGAAGAAAGUGACAAUUUUAGGGAACUUAGCAAUUUAACUUCCGACGGGCAAUGGCGGUGUCAGCGAUUAUUUCCAUAGCUUUUUUUAGAAUCUAUUAUUAUUUCAUAUUUUUUGAUAUUCUGUCCUAAAUGUUUAUUUUAUUGAUUAAACCACCUCAU